Messenger RNA from Staurois parvus, 515 nucleotides. The record is from the annotation of a GenBank genome assembly. NCBI's taxonomy places the organism in Eukaryota, Metazoa, Chordata, Amphibia, Anura, Ranidae.
AUAUGACGUCCUCUCAGAACGCACCCUCCUGCGCGCUCCCAGCAGCACUUUCCUCACCCUGCCACAGCACUUACGAUAAUUGGCAACUGUCACAGAGCAGAUCGGCACUGCCAAGCAGUGACACCCACCAGUGCUACCCAGUAGUGCCCAGCAGUGCCACCCCAUCAGUACUCAUCAGUGCCUCUCAGCAGUGCCACCCAUCAGUGCUGUACAAGCAAUUUGCCCAUCAUUGCCACCCAGCAGUGCCACCAUCAGUGUCACCCAUCAGUGCUGCCUAUCAGUGUCCAUCAGUGCCACCUAUCAGUGAUCAUCAUUGCUGCAUAUCAGUGCAGCAUCAUCAGUGCCUUCUCAUCAAUGCCCACCAGUGCUGUCUCAUCAGUGCCACCUCAUCAGUGCGGCCUAUCAAUGCCUAUCAGUGCUGCCUAUCCAUGCCACAUAAUCAGUGCCCAUCAGUGCUGCCUAUCAGUGCCCAUCAGUGCUGCUUAUCAGUGCAGCAUCAUAUACGCACAUCAGUG